Molecule: messenger RNA, 741 nt
Organism: Volvox carteri f. nagariensis
Lineage: Eukaryota; Viridiplantae; Chlorophyta; Chlorophyceae; Chlamydomonadales; Volvocaceae
Exons: 1
Coding region: 1-741 (246 amino acids)
Source: RefSeq, a predicted model, not a curated record
AUGGAGGAGCACGUCGCGGCGGGCCGUCUAGAUGAAGCGCUCCGAAACCCCAAUGACCCAUGGGACACUGACGCCUACAUGCGAUACUUGGAGGAGGCUGACGCAGCUGAUGCACGGCGGCGGGCGGCCAGCGGCGGCAGCGGCAGCGGCAACGGCGGGAAGAGACCGUCUUCGGAGGGCCCGGAAAGUUAUAACGAUCGACAGAACCAAGAAGAGCAGCAGCAGCAGCAGCAGCUACAGCCACCGCGGCGGCCGCCGGUUUCAUUUUGGGAGUGGGUACGGGACCGGCCUGAGCUUUGGGUGGAGGAUCCAGUGGCUCGCGCUGUAACCUCUGGCUUGAGGCAUUGGGUGACGCCGGGUGACGGCGGCAGUAGCAGCGGGACCACUGCUACUGCUGCCGCCGCCGUCGUCACGCCCGCGGCCGCGGCGGCGGAAGCCGCGCGACGGAAGCGGGUGCCGCAUUGCUACGGCCCCUUGGAGCUCACGACGCUGGUACGGGCAGCUGCGAGGUUGCAGCUGCAGGCUGCGGUUCCGGAGCAUGCCGCCUGGCUGGUGUACGAGCUGCUGUAUAGCAGCUACCGGCAAAUGCCCGAGUUUGAUGGACGCCAGCUGGCGCAGCUCUCAUACAGCCUGGCGCAAUUGGGUCCUUGCGUGCCGCCUGAGAGGUGGCGGCGGCGGUUUCUGGCAGCUACGCGGCGGCAGAUGGCGGAGAUGGAUUCGCAGGUACGUGCGUGGGUAUGA